This is a messenger RNA of Cyphellophora attinorum, 1563 nucleotides long. Its product is annotated as putative transporter. Gene Ontology annotation, biological process: transmembrane transport. NCBI's taxonomy places the organism in Eukaryota, Fungi, Ascomycota, Eurotiomycetes, Chaetothyriales, Cyphellophoraceae. The record is from RefSeq and is a predicted model, not a curated record. Bases 1 to 1563 code for a protein of 520 amino acids. The transcript has 7 exons. Gene Ontology annotation, molecular function: transmembrane transporter activity. Gene Ontology annotation, cellular component: membrane.
AUGGCGACAGCCACAGCUACAGACAAAGCAGAGGCGGGCCACGCCGAAAGACGCCUGGGCUCUGAAACUCCAGAUUUCGAUGAGAAGGUCGGUCUUCGUACUGUGGACGCUGGCCUCGACGCGACUCAGGUCAUCUACGAAGUAGACCCAGCGGAAGAGCGAAAGAUCCUGCGCAAGAUCGACUAUCGUCUGAUUCCGUUGCUCAGUAUAUUGUAUUUGCUUGCAUACAUCGAUCGCUCCAACUUAGGAAACGCGAAGAUCGCUGGUAUGGAACAGGAUCUGAACCUCAUCAAGUUUCGUUACAACACGGCACUUACUGUGUUCUUUCCAACGUACGCCCUACUCGAAGUACCCAGCAACAUCGUGCUGAAGAUGCUGCGGCCAUCAAUUUGGCUGUCAAUCUUGUGCUUCUCUUGGGGUCUUGUUAUGACACUCAUGGGCCUGGUGACCACCUACCAAGGUCUCUACAUCGCACGCGUCUUCCUCGGUGUCGCUGAGGCUGGAUUCUUUCCUGCGGCCACCUACCUCCUCACCAUCUGGUACCGCAGAUACGAGGUCCAAAAGCGUAUGGCCAUCUUCUACGCUGCAGCCUCCUUAUCAGGAGCAUUCUCAGGCUUGCUCGCAUUCGCCAUUGAGAAGAUGGAUGGUGUCAGUGGCCUCGCUGGCUGGAAAUGGAUCUUCAUCCUGGAGGGCCUUGCGCCGAUUGCAGUCAGCUUCACUCUGUACUUCUUACUCCCUGAUAGGCCCGAGACCGCAAAGUUCCUCACCAAGCAGGAGAGAGAAUUUGUUGUGAAUCGCCUUGCGCUGUACACCGGAUCCGGAAUGGGCCGGACAACCAAUGCAGACAAGAUCUCGGUGGCCCAGAUUCUGAAAGCACUCAAGACUUGGUGGAUUUGGGCAGCCGUGAUACCAUUCUGGGGUUGCUCAAUCGGUACAUAUGGUUUCACAGCAACUGUUCCUACCAUCGUGAAGCGAAUGGGUUACACUUCCUCAAAUGCCCAGCUGAUGACCAUCCCAAUCUAUGUUUUCGGAAUGCUCGCGACAGUGAUCGUGGCAUACCUUUCGGACAAGUACCAGCAAAGAACACCAUUCAUCAUGGGCGGCUUCACCUUGGCCGUCCUCGGCUUCAUCGCUCUGUUGGCCAUACCUCACCCUCACUACUCAGGGGUGACUUAUUUCUUCCUAUUCUUCGUUGCCGCAGGAUUGUACUGUCCAUUUGUGUGCAUCGUCACGUUGGUGGGCAACAAUUUGGCACCGUCCGGUCGACGCGCUGUGGGAAUGGCUCUUCUGAUCUCAAUGGGCAACCUGGGCGGUAUUGCGGGCAGCAAUAUCUUCUUCACGGCCGAUGCACCAAAGUAUCCCGUCGGAUUUGGAUUCUGUCUUGCCAUCGACGGUGCCGGCAUUAUCAUGGCCUGGGUUCUCCGGAAAUAUUUUCAGCGAGAGAACAGGAAGCGCGACGAGUUGCUUGACCGAGAAGGCGAGGCAGGAAUCAGGGCAAAGUACACGGAUCAAGAGCUCGUUGACAUGGGAGACAAGAGUCCGUUCUUCCGCUACACGUUGUAG